Molecule: messenger RNA, 1311 nt
Organism: Aspergillus fumigatus Af293
Lineage: Eukaryota; Fungi; Ascomycota; Eurotiomycetes; Eurotiales; Aspergillaceae
Product: putative C6 transcription factor
Biological process (GO): regulation of transcription by RNA polymerase II
Molecular function (GO): zinc ion binding; DNA-binding transcription factor activity, RNA polymerase II-specific
Source: RefSeq, a predicted model, not a curated record
AUGGUUGCAACCCAGAUGAUGACCUCGACUCCUGUCGAUAUGCGCUCAUGGCAGACAGUGUUCCGUCUCCCGCCUCCUGACCAACCCCAGUCACCACCGUAUCAUGCCCGACGACCCCAUAAAAAGUCCCGCGCCGGCUGCCUCACAUGUAAGCGGCGGAGAGUAAAAUGCGACGAAACGAGGCCUUUUUGCCGACGAUGCGAGAAGCUGGGUGCUCCUUGCAGCUAUGGUGGUUCUCCCCGGAGUCAGGACCUUCAGAAGACGAAUGAACCAGACGGCACCGUCUGCUCUCUGUCGCUAAAGAGUCUGGAAUCGAUGGUCAGCCGGGUUCUGGCGACAGACUCGGACUGUUUUGACAUUAGCACAUGGAAAACGGCCAAUGACACUCGGCCUGUAACAAUCGUGGCGUUCCAGCACUUUACGAAGUAUUCUACCGACACCGUUGGCAAUCCUUUUAUACGGCAAGUCAUGAAGAGCGAUAUGAUUCGGGUCGCCUUUGGAUGUCCGCAUCUUAUGUAUACCAUCCUCGGCGUCGGCAGCCUCCAUCUCAACCGAAUCCGUCCCCAGGAUCCAACCUGGCGACUCGCAGAAGUCUACUUUUGGCAGCAGGCAAUCAAGGCAUACCAGGCCGCGCUAUCGUCAAAGGUCUCCCCGCACAAUGUGGACGAGCUUCUGUCAACCUGCAUGUUCAUGGGCAUUACCUCCCUCUGCCCCGAUCGGUUCCAGCCUACUGACUCGUGGGUUCUAACGAACGCACCCGGGGCAAUGAACUGGCUCUGCUUGCAGAGCGGCAUCCGCACCAUCAUCAAGCUCGCUGGGCCGUACAUACAGUCUAGCAUCUGGGCAUCGGCAUUCCAGCAGACUCACCAGGAAGAAGUUCAGUUGUACGAGGAGGGCGUCCCCCAGGGCCGCGAGGGGCUUGACCCAGACCUGGCCGAUUUAUGUGGGAUUGAUGAUUCGACCACCGCCGCAUCGAUGAAUCCGUACUAUGAGCCUCUCAGAUUACUGGCGGCCAUAUCCGGCUUGGAAAAGAACAUGAAGAAUGCUGCUCAAUGCGCGUCUUUCAUGGGCAGGCUGGACAAUGAUUUUCUUGCACUCCUGAGGGAGAGAGACCCGCCCGCGCUGUUGAUCCUGGCGCAGUGGAUGGGUCUCUUGUGUACGCUGUCCGAAUGGCAGCCCUGGGUCGAGGGGCGGAUCCGCGGCGAAUGCACUGCUAUCUGCAUGUAUCUAGAGCAUAGCACCGACCCCCGGGUUCGGCGGCUGCUUCUGUUCCCGGCGAGCGCGUGCGGAUAUCACUUGACAUACGCUUAA